Molecule: messenger RNA, 2441 nt
Organism: Drosophila ficusphila
Lineage: Eukaryota; Metazoa; Arthropoda; Insecta; Diptera; Drosophilidae
Gene: mnd
Product: Y+L amino acid transporter 2
Exons: 4
Coding region: 515-2014 (499 amino acids)
Biological process (GO): amino acid transmembrane transport
Cellular component (GO): membrane
Molecular function (GO): L-amino acid transmembrane transporter activity
Source: RefSeq, a predicted model, not a curated record
UCCAAACUUAGUUUGAACUCAGAGCGUGCGGCGAGCGGAUCGGUCCAACCGGCAUUUGCAGUUUUUUCCGUUUUUAAAAAAUAAAUCCAGACUAGUUUUUUCCGUUUCUCAAAUGCCCAUUCAGUUGACUAAGAUGCAGGGAACAUAAUAAAACCACGUGUGUUAAAUACCUAAUCGGUUCGAAUCUAUAUAGCCCAGCGACAAAUGUGUGUGUGUGUUUGUGUACUCAAGAGCACUGAAUAAGUGAAGCGCCGAACAAAACAGAACUGAAAUCCGAAAUCAACAGAAAAAACCAUGUGGACUGAAACGAACUGAACUGUAUUUGAGCUCCACGCUGGCAUAAAGAGUGUGCUGAUAAAAAAAAAACGGAGAAAAGUACAAGAAGACCCCGAUAAAAGCAAUGGUCUUACAUAAAUUCAAAUUGCUUUAAAUACAAACCAAAUUUAAAUAAAUAAACCCUAGAGGGUUCCGAGAACAAUAACCCAAUUAAAACACUACACAUACAUCCUGCAAAAUGGCGCGAGUUCAGGCCAGCGACUCCUUGAUACCUCGCCAGGUAUUCGAGGUUCCCCCGGCAGAACCCAAUAACUCCACGGCGGACAGCGGGAGUCAGGGUUCCGGGGUGAAGAUGAAGAAGCAGAUCGGUCUGCUGGACGGAGUGGCCAUCAUUGUUGGCGUUAUCGUGGGAGCCGGAAUCUUCGUGAGUCCCAAGGGAGUGCUGCUGUACUCCGGCUCCAUUGGGCAAUCCCUCAUCGUCUGGGUCCUCUGCGGCGUUCUCAGCAUGGUGGGAGCCCUUUGCUACGCCGAAUUGGGCACGUUGAUACCCAAAUCGGGAGGAGAUUACGCUUACAUAGGGACUGCAUUUGGUCCCCUGCCUGCUUUCCUUUAUCUGUGGGUGGCCCUGCUGAUUCUGGUGCCCACGGGUAAUGCCAUCACGGCCUUGACCUUUGCCCAAUAUUUGCUGAAACCUUUCUGGGCCUCCUGCGAAGCGCCCAUCGAAGCAGUUCAGCUGCUGGCGGCUGCCAUGAUUUGUGUUCUGACGUUUAUCAACUGCUACAAUGUGAAGUGGGUGACCCGUGUGACGGACAUCUUUACGGGCACCAAGGUGGUUGCCCUGCUGGUGAUCGUCGGCGCCGGAAUCUGGUGGUUAUUGGAUGGCAAUACGGAGCUCUGGGACAAACCGUUCUCCGGAGAAUAUCCGGAUCCCGGCUUUAUAGCGCUGGCCUUCUACAGCGGCCUCUUCUCAUACUCAGGCUGGAACUACCUGAACUUCGUCACUGAGGAGCUAAAGGAUCCAUACCGAAACCUUCCCAAGGCCAUUUGCAUAUCCAUGCCAGUUGUCACGAUCAUCUAUAUGAUCACAAACAUUGCAUACUUUUCGGUGCUCUCUCCGGACGAGAUUCUAUCCUCGAAUGCGGUGGCCGUCACUUUCGGGGACAAGAUGCUGGGCUACUUCUCCUGGAUAAUGCCUUUCGCAGUGGCCUGCUCCACUUUUGGCUCGUUGAACGGAGCGAUAUUCGCCUCCUCGCGACUUUUCUUCGUCGGUGCGAGGAAUGGUCAUCUACCGGCAGCCAUUUCGCUGAUCAACGUUAAUUGCCUGACGCCAGUGCCUUCUCUGAUCUUCCUGGGCGCAAUAACGCUGCUUUUGCUGUUCAUCAAGGACAUCUACGUCUUGAUCAACUACGUGAGCUUUGUGGAGGCCCUAUUCACGCUGAUUUCGGUAUCCGGACUGCUGUGGCUGCGUUAUAAGCAGCCCAAGGCGGAACGACCCAUUAAAGUCAGUUUGUUUCUUCCCAUCAUCUACCUGAUUGUCUGCCUGUUCCUGGUGAUCGCCUCGUGCAAAAAGUCACCAUACGAAGUGGGCAUCGGCACGGUUAUCAUUGUAUCUGGAAUUCCGAUAUACUAUAUGACAAUCCACAAUCCGGUGAAAUGGUUGGCAGACACAUCGCAGGUCAUUAAUUUGUGGUGCUCCAAAUUCUUUAUUUGUAUGCCCAACCAGGAAAAAUUCGACUAGAGUUACAAGACUCUGAGAUUUAGAGGAGAGUGCCUUUUGCGGAUAUAUUGAUCAACGAAGGGAUUAACUUGUAGUUAGCAUAAGUCUCAAUUAACAAAUAAGAUUGGCUAGCAGUGCAAAAAUUGGAAAUCUACGCACAACAUUACGAAAGUGUUAUUGUAAAUAACUCAAAUGCAUUCUGGUGGGGAAAUUCCCGCUCAAUUUAUUAUUAUGAUUAUUUUAUAAUAUUAUAUUUUGUAUAUUUCUCCCAAAAAAGAGUUCCUCGUCAAAGCCGAAAAUAAAGACACGCUGUGUCUGAUAUACAAAGUGCGAACCAUUUUUACAUAUUAUAGAAGUAAGAUAUACUUAUUAUUAAAGCAUCUUUUGCGAAAUGUAAAAAUCGAAUUUGUUUUGUAUAAGACAGUUAAUAAAAAACAAUUUAAAAAUA